GAUUGGUGCGUUUGUCUCACUGCUUCUCACGAGAGAGGAAAAGUAACAUGGCGGCGACCUUGCGGGCUGCGAAGUGGUUUUUGCAGGUCCCAAGCAAGGUGACUCCACCAUUGUCUCGUUCAGUAUUCCAAGUAGGAAAGGAAGAUACAAAAAAUCCUAACUGGAUAAAAGUUGGCCUGACUCUUUCUUCAACUGUUCUAUUAUGGGUUAUGCUUAUCAAGCACCAUGAUUAUGAAAUGGCAGAAUAUGAAAGGAGAAAAAAAGAACACGAUUCUUAAUGCAAUCUGAUUGUUAUG
Molecule: messenger RNA, 296 nt
Organism: Thamnophis sirtalis
Lineage: Eukaryota; Metazoa; Chordata; Lepidosauria; Squamata; Natricidae
Gene: NDUFC1
Product: NADH:ubiquinone oxidoreductase subunit C1
Cellular component (GO): mitochondrion; respiratory chain complex I
Source: RefSeq, a predicted model, not a curated record